Neodiprion fabricii is the source of this 813-nucleotide messenger RNA. RefSeq names its product probable N-acetyltransferase san (gene san). NCBI's taxonomy places the organism in Eukaryota, Metazoa, Arthropoda, Insecta, Hymenoptera, Diprionidae. Bases 211 to 720 code for a protein of 169 amino acids. Gene Ontology annotation, biological process: mitotic sister chromatid cohesion. The record is from RefSeq and is a predicted model, not a curated record. Gene Ontology annotation, molecular function: acyltransferase activity, transferring groups other than amino-acyl groups. The transcript is spliced from 4 exons. Gene Ontology annotation, cellular component: NatA complex.
CCUAUCCCGCCUAUUCGUAUCUUUACCACCUUCACCUAGCUCCGACUGCAGACGAAAUUUUCGGAGGGAUUCGAAGUACCGCACGAAUCGCUCAUUUUGAUCUGAAUAUUAUUUAUUGACGACUACAGUACCUUACCUGACUAGCGUUUUCACGCAUUUAUUUGUAGAAAUUUAUUUAUUUCGAGAUAGGUGAAUAUCUAUUAACGUAUAAUGACAAGAUCAAAGAUAGAAUUGGGGGAUGUUACACCCCACAACAUAAAGCAAUUGAAACUGCUUAAUCAAGUCGUAUUUCCCGUCUCGUAUAACGAGAAAUUCUACAAAGACGUCUUGGAGGCUGGCGAGCUGGCUAAACUCGCUUACUAUAAUGACAUUGUGGUAGGGGCUGUGUGUUGUCGUGUAGAUACCUCAGAGAACUCGCGCCGUUUGUAUAUAAUGACUUUGGGAUGUUUGUACCCUUAUAGACGAUUGGGGAUCGGCACUGUUAUGGUACAACAUGUACUUAAUUAUGUCUCGAAAGACGGGAAUUUCGACUCGAUAUUCCUUCACGUACAAGUUAACAACGAGGGGGCUAUUGAUUUCUACAAAAAGUUCGGCUUUGAAGUUGUUGAAACGAAAAAACAUUACUACAAACGUAUCGAACCUGCAGAUGCACAUGUGUUACAAAAAACUUUGCGCCCGCCAACAACAGCUAACCAUCAAAAUCAAUCAGCAAGUCAAUGAAUAAAUUCUCUUCAUGUAUCAAUCUUCCAUCAUCUGUUUUCAUCGUAUAAUGUUAUCUGCUGUACAAAUUGUCAAUAAAAAUUGUUCCUUAUA